UGUGUCUAUGGUUAUGUAGCGUUCUCGGUUCUAUAAUAAAUUAUAUUUUCCCUCCAUUGUAUUAUAAUUUGCGUGGAAAUUUAAAAGAAUAAUAAUUGAUAUAACGUCUAUCAACUCUUCCAUUAUUGUUUACUUUCCAAAGUUCAGGAUGCGGAAAGUAUCGAAGAGUCGUACGGACGAUGAUAUGGUUUCAUCCACAAAUGGAUCUGGAUCUUUAAGCAAUGAAGAGCAUCAGGAAGCGGGGCAAUCAGUUCAUGACGAAAAAGAGUCUAAUGAUAAAUUAGACGGCAGUGAUUUUGAAAGUGAAUCUGAGAAACCCAAAGAAUCAACUAAGAAAAGUAAAGCUAAAAGUAAAUCAAAGAAAAAAAAAUCUGAUAAAAGUAACAACAAAAAAGACGCGGAAGAAGAAUUUGAGGUGGAGAAAAUUGUAGAUUCUAAGAGAAUCAAGGGCAAAUUGCAUUAUUUAAUUCGUUGGAAGGGAUAUUCUGUUGAUAGUGAUACUUGGGAGCCUGCUCAUACACUAUCAUGCCCGGACUUGAUCAACAAAUUCAAUGAAGAAAAGGAAAAUUCCAAAAAUACACCCAAGAGUAAUAAAAAGAGAAAAGGUGUAAAGAAAGAGAGCAAAUCACCACCCAAAAAGACUAAAACGGAAUGGGAUGGAAAAAAUGCAGAUGCCAAUGCUGAAUAUGAGGUGGAACGUAUUCUUGAAGUACAUCAUAAAAAGAAUGGAGCUCGAGAAUUUCUUAUUCAUUGGAAGGGGUGGGCUAGCCAGUUUGACUCCUGGGAACCUGAAAGCAAUUUAAAUUGCCCUGAAUUGAUAAAGAAAUUCAUGGAUAAGGUGGAUGUCGCUCGCUCGUCGGAGUCUAGAAAUCUCAGGGUGGCACCGGAAACGACACAUCGUUUUACAUUGCAAGAUCCAUCGUCAGGCCGUCGACUCAGCAAACGUAGAGGGCAACGACAACGUGUGCGAUAUGAUAAUGCAGAGUAAAGUUUGUAAAAAGGAUUUUUUCUAUUUAAGCUUAUGGUGCACAGUACAAAUUUUGUGCGUUAUUAUUUUAUGUAUGAAAUCAUUAGUCUUCAUGAGCGCAGUGUUAGCGUAUAGUGAUGACUUACAUGAAACAUAUUCUUCAAAAGGACCAUUUAAAAACAACUUUAAAAUUUAUUUAAAUUUUAUUUUAAAUAAUAUAUAAAGCAUUAUUUAAUUGAGUUAAUAAGAAAUAUACUUUUGGUUUAUGGUUGUGUCGUAUGAACGGAAUAUGAAAGCAUUUACGGGAAUCCAACCACAAAGGAUGUACGAAAUAUUUGUACUAUAAGUUUUUAAAUAAAAAUGGUAUAUAUAUUCACAAAAAAGCAAUAUUUAUGUUUUCAUUAAGGCAUUGCUGCAGAUAGUUUUAAGCGUUAGAUAACGAAUGCUUAAAACUAUUUAGUUGUUGUCAAUUUACAGUUCGUCAAGAAAUGCCACGCAAUGAUUUAAUUAAAUAAAAACAAACAAAAAGUGAUGCCUUGAAAUUUCUCAGUUCAAUUUAUGAUCUCAAAAUGCCUUUAAAUAAAAAAAUCGUUGGAAAACAAAGAUCUAAUAAUGUUAAAAAGGGUUGGCCCGUACGGUGACGUAAAUAAAUAGUAUCCUACGUUUUUUUUAGCAUUAUCUUAUUUUUGGUAAAUUAGUAAUUACUGGCAUAUUAGUUGGAAGCAAAUUGAUAAACAAAUUAGUCUUAAAAUGUUUUAUGAAUGUUUUGUAAUUGUUUUAAUCUAAUUUAAAAGUAAAUGUUUUUUUCUUAAAAAAUCACUAAAAGUCUAGUUGACAAAUUGUGUUGCAAGUAUUAAAAAUGGAUAUUUAUAACUUUUAACUAACUUUAGACUGUUUUAUUUUUAUUUUAAAACAGUUUAAAGUUUUAUAUAUAUAUUAAAAAUCGUAGGAUAGCUGCUUAUGAAUAUCACCAAGAUAGUAUCAGAAAACUUCGUUACUCCAUUUUUUGUUUAUUCUGCAAAAUACAUAUUAGAAAAUAUUAUUGAAAUUUCGUUAUAUAUAUACCAUAAGAAUUAUUGAAAUAUUUGCAUUUAAGUAAUAUAUUUAAAAAUGGAGAUGAGAAGUUUUAUUUCGUUAAUACUGCAUCAAUGUAUAUACUUUUAAAAAAUGUGCAAUAAAGUAAUAACAGGCAGACUUGUCUAUUUCAUAUUGCAUUUUAUAUGCGUGGGGUAUGUUAACAUGAUAAAACAUUAUAUUGCGUGCAUGUGUUCUUCAAAACUAAGUAUGUAUUUGUAACCUUAGUCUGAUAUAUGUAAUAUUACGCGAGACUAAUUUCGCUCUGUGUAAACAUAAAUGUUAUAUAUUAUAGUUUUCAAAAAUAUUGUCUUAUUAUAUAAAUGUAUGUUUAGAGAUGACUACAGGCGUAUAAUAUAUUUAAGUAUUCAUGUAUCAUGAUCGUAUUCUGUACGCAGUUCAGUUGACGGUUGAUUUUAAACUAAUAUGAAAUGCGUACUAGUACACGCUCGUAACUACUUGCAAGCACGCUCUGUAUUUAAAGUGCGUGAUUUUGUUUAUACAAUUUAGUAUAAACAAGCCUUGUGUAAAAUAAUUGUUGGUUUUCUUAACGAUUAACACUGCACCACAUAUUGUCACGUCAGUAGCCAUUUAAUGGUAAAAAAGUAUUGUUAUAUUUUCGAUGAUAGUUAAAUGGCAAAUAUUCUUAUAAAAUAGUUAGCAAUUCAACAAUUGCCAACGAUAUAAAAAUUAUAUUCAUAAGAUUGCUAUUUCUUUUUAAAAUUGUGUUAUAAUAUAUUUUAAUAGUCUAAAACGAAACUAUUUUAGGUAUUAGAUUUAAUAAAAGUCUUACAUCUCUGGA
Molecule: messenger RNA, 2843 nt
Organism: Vanessa atalanta (red admiral)
Lineage: Eukaryota; Metazoa; Arthropoda; Insecta; Lepidoptera; Nymphalidae
Product: chromobox protein homolog 1-like
Exons: 6
Coding region: 149-988 (279 amino acids)
Biological process (GO): negative regulation of transcription by RNA polymerase II; chromatin organization
Cellular component (GO): pericentric heterochromatin
Molecular function (GO): chromatin binding
Source: RefSeq, a predicted model, not a curated record